Molecule: messenger RNA, 1158 nt
Organism: Dentiscutata heterogama
Lineage: Eukaryota; Fungi; Glomeromycota; Glomeromycetes; Diversisporales; Gigasporaceae
Source: the annotation of a GenBank genome assembly
AAAAAAAUUUAAAUGAAUCUAUUGAUAUUUGGGAAUUUUAUGCUGGACCUUUUCGAGUUAUAGUUCCUUGCCACGCGAAAUAUGUUGAUAAAAUUUAUAUGUCAUAUAAUAAGUCAAAAAGUUUAUCUAAGGAAUCAAAGUUUUUUAAACGUAACAUUGCUGCUCAUGAUGAAUUUGGAAUACUAAAUGGAACAAUAUUUAAUAAUGAUUUACAUAAAUGGAAACGAAGUCGACAAUUUGUCACUAAAGUUUUAAUGUCAAAAAAAUAUCAUAUUGAAGUUAUAAAUAGUGGUCAAAAGAUAUUUAAAGAAUUUGAAGAGCAAUGGGAUAAAAAUGAUGUUACAACCUUAGAUUUUUCCAAAUGGAUAGCUUUAUAUAAAGCAAAAGUAACAAUGACUACUAUUAUUGGACAACCAUUAUAUAAUUUGCCAAUUGAUUCAAUUUCCAAAGCUGCUGCUGAAUACGUUGCAAUGUUUGCUUUCUUAGUCUUUAUACCAAAAAUUAUUAGCAGUAUUUUUAUGCGCUUUGGUUUUAAUGAUAUGAAAAAGAAAUCUGUUUUCUUGAAUGGUACAAUCAGUAAUAUUAUUAAGAAACGUAGGGAUGAGAUUAAAAAUGGAUCGACAACAAAUUUUAAUUUAUUAGAUCUAUUGUUAGUUAUUAAUUCAUCAAAUAAUUGUGAAAAUAAUUCUGAAGAACAUAUUAUUGAGGGCGAACAACCUAUGAAUAAUGAAGAAAUUGAAGCCAAUCUUGCUGAAAUCACUGCUGUUUCUAUUGAAACGACCGUCACUGCUUUUUCUUUUCUUGUUUAUAAUAUUGUUAAAAAUCCUUUAAUUCUUGAAAAACUUUGUGCAGAAAUCUUUAAAGUAUUUGGCUCAGAUACAAGCUUAAUAAUUACCUACGAAGCUCUUGAAAGUUGUCGUUAUUUAGAUGCUUUGAUCAAAGAAAUGUUACGUCAUUUUAAUCCGGCACCACUUAAUUUACGUGUGCUUGACGGUUAUGAAAGUACAGGAGACUAUAAAUGGUCACCUGGAACAUGGUUCUUUGUUGAUAAUCACCGAAUAAUGAAUAAUCCUAAAUAUUGGAAUGAACCAUUGAAGUUUAAUCCUGAUCGAUUUCUCAGUGAAGAACAUGGAGGCACCGGCGAAUUUAGCAAUAUGU